Molecule: messenger RNA, 1311 nt
Organism: Sordaria macrospora k-hell
Lineage: Eukaryota; Fungi; Ascomycota; Sordariomycetes; Sordariales; Sordariaceae
Source: RefSeq, a predicted model, not a curated record
AUGCCGUACAAUACCCGACGCAAAUCCCUCUCCCUGCCUUCGCUCGGCAUCCACGUCCCUACAUCCAAAGACUCGAGAGUCGCCGCUGCCGCAAGCAGAGCCUCAAAAGAACAAAAGGACUCGUCCCACACCAGCUCCCACACAAGAUCAAACACAGCAGCAAACAUGGCCUCGCCUGCUCCCUCAAAUACAAGCAGCUCGAAAGCGGAGUCUGCUUCCUCCAAGAAGCUUAAGCGCACGCACAGCGCCGUCGAGACCGAAGGCCGCGCGCAUCCAUCCGAACCCCAGCAGAAGAAGCGCGAGGAGCGUGAGACUGUCAGGUUUCAAAACACACCCCCUCCUUCUCCGGGCGGUGCUCGCCGGUCUGUUGAGUGCGAUGAUCCUCCCAGGCCAAUUGACUUUGAGGCUAUCAAUGAUGAUAUUGUUGAGGCUGUCAUCGUCCAGCUCCAAAAUACUGGCAACAGGCCGCACUUGGUCAAGGAGCUUGCUGCCGUCUUGAUGCAGCAGUUGAAGAUUGUUCAACAGUCUGCCAACCCAUGCGCUAUUGUUUCGUCUCGCUUGUCUACAUACCUCAAGAGGACGUGCUGGAACGUCUCGUCUCCGUGUCCGAUUGCCAAGGAGCUCGAGUCUGUUCACCCGCGCCGCACCUACUUUUAUCUCACCACAUGCCCCCACCAGCCGCUUCCCGACCCGGCUCAGGCGGCUGCGCUAAAUCUUGCCUCGCGCGCUAUUAUUUCGCCUAGCAUCUCAAGCGCCGCAUCGGGGACCGAUGAGUCCGACCUUGACCGGCGACGUGAGCUUAGCCCCAGCCCCGAGGUGGAUCUUUCGAGCCCCGAGUUCGACGACAUGGAGGACGACAUCCCCAUGCCCAGCACACCAAUUGGCUCAUUCUCCACACGCCACUGCCUGUCCGGGGUCCACUCCUCGAACAGCAGCCAGAACAGCCGCAACCAUCGCGGUGUCUCUCCUCCGCUUGAGAAGGAUGAGAGAGAGUUCACUCAGACCGCCACCGGCCUGCAGAAACGGAAACUCAACGGUGAACUGUCUGCGUCUUCCCCUGUGAACACCGCUAUGGACAUUGACUUUUGCCCCAAGGAUGAUAAUGUGUUGUUCGGUGAGCGGACGUCGUAUCUUACGAGUCCUGCGAUGAAGCCAUCCUCGACCAUGAUGUCCUUGAACUACGGCCGGAAGGAGUUCGGCGGUGCCAGUGAGUCCGAGAGCUGGCGCAAGCUCGAUGCGAUGCUCGAGUGGGAUCGCAACCCAGAGAACGUCGAGCUCGAUGAGCUUGACUGCCUCUUGGAUGAUUUCUGA